GCAUCAGUUAAUCGUUUGAAUCCCCCUGUUCUAACUCGUCCUUCUCCCCCUUUAUUACUACCACUACUGCUCACAGCCCCUUCAUUGCCUCUGCCCUGAAUCCUGGACCCUUGAGCUGUUGCAAAUGACCCUCCUGAUUCCAAGCUUCGAUAGGAAUUUGCAGUCUUACUCCCCCUUAAGAACCCUGUUCUUCCCAAUGCUGAGUUCUUCUCUUCCACCAACAUGGCUUUCUUGAUGAUUGCUGAUAACGAUUGCGGCUCAUAUAACUUCACCUCUGCACUGAUAUCCCCACGCAAGCCAUUCAAGAAAACUUCCAUCAAAUAAUUUUCAUCCAUACCCGUCAUUGCUCCUGCAUAUCUCUCAAAUUGACUUACAAAUUCUGCAAUCGAUCCCUCUUGUUUCAGUCGCAAUAAGGCUGCGAACGGAUUCGGAGCUGUGGUAGGUUGAAAUCGCUCCAUUACUGCGUUACGAAAUUGAUCCCAUCCGGGGUUAGGGUUACACCCUUCCCACCAAUGGAACCAACUAAGAGCGUCAUUUUCUAGUGCCAAAACCACUACAUUCAUGCGAUCUGCUGCACCCACUUCUCGAAUUCGAAAAUACCUUUCUAUUUUUUGGAUCCACCCGUACACGUCCUCACCCACAAAUAGAGGAACGUCAAUUGUGCGCCAAUUUGCACUUGUCCUGCCAACGCUAUUUCCUUGCUCACCUUCCGAUCUUGAACAGCGCGACAUUCCUUCCUCUUCUUGUCUAGGUUCUGAACGCUGCAAUAGCGUAUUCAACAUUUUUUCCAAUCUUUGAAAUCGCAAAUCUUGUGCUUCUAAACGUUUCUCCAAUGUCUCAAAUUUCUGAGCUUGCAUUUGUAAAUCCCCUUCUCUUUGCGAUAUUAUUGUUUUCUCCAAGGCGUCGAUCCUACUAUCCAUUCUUGUAUUCGCCAUUAUUCAAUUCCCACGGCACCUGGAUGUUGCUCUGGAUACCAAUUGAUAGAACUAGGUACAGAAAGAAUGCAAUAUUAUUGAAUUUCUGGAACAACAGAAUACAUGCACUAAUGUUCUGAGAAUUAUUCGAGUAGUUCUCAGUCUACUCCCAAGGUUAUUUUUUACCAAAAAAGAAGAUCCCUGAUUAUCUUUAUUUCUUCUAUUUAUAAUGUCCUAAGUUGUAACGGUUUUUAGUUGAAAACUAUCCAACUGUCUCUUGGGCUCUUGGGUUCUGCUCCCCUACAACUGAUCCCUUCCUUCUCCUAUACACCUUCAAGGGACGAUCUCUAACAGUUAACAGCAAUGACUAUAUCAGUUGCUUUUAUAGUUAUACUGAUGGAACUGGAGAGAAGAUUACUGACGAGGAGAAUAUGAGUCCAAUAAAUGGGUCGAAUGCAGCAAAGUUGUUAGUUGGUUUCAAGGAAAACCAGAGAUUUCUUGAGGCACAUGGCCUGAAACAAUGGUGGUCAAGUGAUGCAGAACUUCAGCAGGAUAUUCAUGCUAGCAAACUCAUAACCAGGCAACUUAGAUCUUUGAACACUGCCACACCUUCCAAGUACUACUUUUACUUUAUCCACAUAUUGUUUCAGUUGCCAUGAGUCACAUUAACAUUAGCGAAACGACAAAUUUUGUCUGGAAUAUACUAAAAUCUGUGCCUCUUUCAAGUGGCAAAGCUCAAAUCAGCAAUCAUGUUGGAAACAGUGAUUCAGGUGUAGGUUUGAAGGGUUGGAUACCUGGAUUAUCUUGCUUGAAGGAUGCUAGUUAUUGGGUGGUGAAAUGUGUUCCUUAUCUAUAUGCUUACAAGAACGAUGGCACAGGAGAAAAGAUGGUUGACAAGGAGAAAGUUGUUCCUACAAAUGGGCAAAUUACUGCAAAGUUUUCUGGUGUCACCAAGGAAAAACUGAAAUUUCUUGCUGCCCAUGGCCUGGAACAAUGGUGGCCAAGUGAUGCAGAACUUCAGCAGGCUAUCCAUGAUAACAACCUCAUAAGCAGGCAACUUAGAUAUCUAUACACCGGUACACCAUGGGAAUCAAAACACUUGUUAAAUCCAUCUUGUGUUUCAUUUGGCUUGAGUCUCAGUAACAUUGGACAAAAGGAAGAAUUUGUCUGGAAAUGGAAUAGUCUUAAAUCUAUGCUUUUUUCUAGUAGUGAAGCUCAGGUGAGCAAAGACAUGGACAAGACUUCAUGUGUAGGAUCGAAAAGUUGGAUACCUCAAUUAUAUGGCUUGAAGGAUGCUAGCUUUGCUGUGGGCAAAUGGGUUCCUCAUAUGUAUAGUAACAGCAGUGACUAUAUAAGCAGACAACUUGGAUCUUUAUAUUCUGCUACACCUCAAGUAUCACAUCUAUUCAAUCUACCUUCUGUUUUACCAACCACAAGUCUGAGGAAUACAGGAGAAAAUGCAGAAUUUGUAUGGAAUAGACUUAAAUCUAUGUGUCCUUCUAGGAGCGAAGCUCAGGUCAGCAAUGAUAUGACUUCAGGGGUACAGGAUUGAAGAGUUAGACACCUCAAUUAUCUUGCUUGAAGGAUGGUGGUUUUGGGGUGGGCAAAAUGGGUUCCUCGACUGCAAGCUCACAAGAGUAAUGACACAGCAGAGAAGAUGUUUGGCAAGGAGAAUAUAAGUCCUUCGCUUGUAGCACAGGGAAAGCCAAGUUGACCGUUGACAAAGGAUUUAUUGUAGUUUUUAAAAUGACUCGUUUUCAAUCUUAUUAAUGAACCCUGUGAACAAAGUAACUUUUUAGUUUCCUUUUAUAAUAAGAAUGGAUUUACUCUUGAAUAGAGUGUCUUAAUAUUUGCAUACCUUUCAUUCAUGUAUACAUUCAGCUCGACUUUAAUUCGUUUACACUUGAUAUUAACAGUAGAUGAACAAACUUACACAGAUGAUUUGAACACUGAAAGCAUAGGGGGCGAAUUUCCUGCUCUUCAUUCCAUUUGGUUUAUAGGAAGCACGAGUUCCGUGGAAUUAUGAGUAUUGUUACACGUAUGCACCUGUUUUUCUUUAUCCAAAAUAUGAUCGUAAUUGUUAAGUUAGAUCCAAUUGCUGUCAUACCAUGUUUUUCUUUAUCACAAAAGAUAAGCGUUCUCACGUGAUAUUAUCUUUUACACUACAUGAAUGAUAUUUGCAAACAUAAAACAUGAAGUAAUGGAUAAUUCAAUGGCCAUUAAUCAUAGGGAGAAUGAAAGCUACAUAAUUUGUCUCCAACUUCCAUCAAAAAGAAGGGAGAGGAGGUGGGAGUAAGGGGAUGAGAAAAGGAAUGCUGAUGCCUCGUAGUCGCAGAGUAUUGAACUACUUUAUAUUCAUACAAGACAUUGAAGACAAUAAUAUAGUACAAAAUUCCGACACAGGUAGGCUUCGCGAUUUUUUAGGUCCAACAAACACACGAGAUAUAACAGAAAUUCCUUAUGAUUGGCAGCAAUUUUGCAAAUACAAAAUCUUAACAUCAAUUUCACUUUGUCUUUGUUAGACAGCAUAGCGGUUAUAUUUUCGAUCAAUACUUUGAUAGGAUCUACUAGUUUAGACAAAAGAUGAUAACUAAUUUGAUUAAAGACAAUAACAUAAUUUCAACAAAAGAAAAUAAAGAUUAUAACGUGAACU
Molecule: messenger RNA, 3567 nt
Organism: Abrus precatorius (Indian licorice)
Lineage: Eukaryota; Viridiplantae; Streptophyta; Magnoliopsida; Fabales; Fabaceae
Exons: 1
Coding region: 1570-2466 (298 amino acids)
Source: RefSeq, a predicted model, not a curated record